Molecule: messenger RNA, 392 nt
Organism: Pecten maximus
Lineage: Eukaryota; Metazoa; Mollusca; Bivalvia; Pectinida; Pectinidae
Product: cytoglobin-2-like
Exons: 3
Molecular function (GO): heme binding; oxygen binding
Source: RefSeq, a predicted model, not a curated record
AUGUGUGGGAAUCUUCCAGUGUUAUUUGAGAGUAACGAGGGUCUAAAGAAAUUGUUCUACAAGUUAAUGAAAUCUGACAAUCCGGAGGACAAGAUGGAAUUUGACCAGGACAAGCUGACACGCCACGCUACUAUCGUGAUGCAAGGACUGGGUGCUGCAGUGGAAAGUUUGGAGGAUUCAGUCUUUCUCACAAACGUACUGAUCGCCAUGGGAGAACGUCACGCCACCUACAACGUGAAGACCGACAUGGUUCCGCACCUCUGGCCGGCCAUUCGGGACUCUUUUAGGGAGUUGAUGGGAGAAGACUUUUCACCUGCUGUUGAAAGUGCAUGGCUACAUGUGUUUGAAUACAUAGGCAGUAAAUUCAAAAUGGGGAUAAUAUCAGGCAAAAA